AUGGUUGCUGGUAACCAAGUACAAGUUAUCAAUGCAUCCUCUGAAAGAAUUAAUCCACCAAUUUCGACUUGUAUUAAUUCUCCAAAGAAAUCCAUCAAGUCAAUUACCUCAAGUUCCAAAGUUAAAAGCUCAAAGAAGAGUGAAACUGCCAAAUCAAACACUGCUCGUUUUAAAUUACCAUGUUUUCAAAAGAUUGUUGAAUUAAACUUCAUGAGAUUGGUUUCACUGUUGGGAAUAAGCACAGCAAUCAUUGGCGUUGUAAUUAUUGCAAUUAUUACAAUUUAUACUUUUGCCAAAACAAGUUUUCCCGUAUUUAGAACUUUGAAAAUAUUUGGUGAUAGUGCUUUCCAGUAUAACAAGAUGAGUAGUGCAGUGAAUUUGGUGGUUCUCUCCAAAGAUCUGUCAAAAUAUUCAUUGUUCAAUCGAUCAAGAAAUGAAAUGAUUGAUUCGUUUAAUGAGCUCUUUAAAUUAUUACCUGAAAGUGCUGAGAAAGUUUUCCCAAACUCAAGUAAGGAUGCAAGUACUCUCUAUUUAUUCCCACUUCAAGAUGCCAUUCUAAAACAAACCUUGGCAGGUAAUUAUUCUGAAGGUGUCAAAUUAUUUAUGAAACCUGAACAUUUUUCUGGUCAAUCCUCCUUCCUAAAUGAUUACUUUUUAUUUGUUGAACAGAUUAGAAAUAUCAGUAAUACUCAACAUGAAUUGAUUGCAUCCAAUUCAACUACUUAUUUAAUUGUAGUUUUAAUUUGUUUGGUAAUUUCAUUGCCAAUUGGUGUUGCAAUUUUUGUCAGUGUUUUGAGAAUGGAAAGAGUUUCAAGGAAGAAACUCAUGAAGGCAAAAAGGUUACAGUUGCAAAAUGUGAUGAGUUCGGUUGUACAGAGAUCCUUGUUGAAACAGUGGAUUAGUUUACAAAAUUAUGGAGAUUCGAGUAAUGAUUUGAAUCGUAUUUUCCUGUUGGAAGACAUUCAAGAUUUCAAGAGUCCUGAAAAGCAAGAAAUUCAAACGAUGAGAAAUUUCUUGGAAGAAUUGAAAGAUUAUUCAGAAGAUUCGUCCAUCGUUGAACAAGAUACUGUUUCUGAAUCAAGUGAUGCCUACUCAAUCAAUACAACAACAAGUAUUGCUUCAAAUAGGAAGAUUGAUUCCUUAAUGAUUCAUUUAUAUGAGAAGUAUCUGAAUCCAAGAGGUUCUCCUAAUUAUGUCAAGACUAAAGGUUAUGCGAAAGUUGAAAAUUUCAUCAAAGAACAAGCUCAGAAUGAAGCUCAAGUAGUUCCUCUCACUUUAUUUGAUGAAAUCCAAAAGGAAGUUAGCGAGAAUUUAAUACCUGCCUUUGAAAGAUAUCAACUCACCAUUUCCAAAGAAUCGAAUAGAAACUCCCCAAGGAGCGGUAACUCCAUGGCUGAGAAUAAGGUUUUGAAAGAUUUUAGAAAUGAAUUCAAAGAUUUCUUGAAGAAUUAUGAGAAGGCAGUUUUGAAGAGCAUCAAUUCUAAACAAUAA
Naegleria gruberi is the source of this 1491-nucleotide messenger RNA. RefSeq lists its product as uncharacterized. The record is from RefSeq and is a predicted model, not a curated record. Lineage: Eukaryota; Heterolobosea; Eutetramitea; Acrasida; Naegleriidae. The transcript has a single exon. Bases 1 to 1491 code for a protein of 496 amino acids.